Aedes aegypti (yellow fever mosquito) is the source of this 1535-nucleotide messenger RNA. RefSeq names its product facilitated trehalose transporter Tret1. Gene Ontology annotation, cellular component: membrane. The record is from RefSeq and is a predicted model, not a curated record. Gene Ontology annotation, molecular function: transmembrane transporter activity. Gene Ontology annotation, biological process: transmembrane transport. The coding region runs from base 114 to 1502 and encodes 462 amino acids. NCBI's taxonomy places the organism in Eukaryota, Metazoa, Arthropoda, Insecta, Diptera, Culicidae. The transcript is spliced from 7 exons.
UGUCUUUCUCGCUGGGAUGGGAUAAUAUCUAUCCACAAUGACUACCGCAUUUAAAUUAACUUCACCUCGAAUUGUGAUUGGACUGUUUCGGCGAACGACAUCCGCGCCUGAAAAUGAGUGAAAAAUCGAGAAUUUCUAGCGGUGUUGUCAAUCAAGUUUUUUCGGUUUUCACGAUUAACAUCAUCAACUUUGCUCAUGGCGCUACACUCGGGUGGCUUUCUCCGUUCCUACCGUUGCUCCAGUCGGAAGAUUCGCCUCUCGAAACAGGACCAGUUACAGUCGAACAAGGCUCAUGGAUAGGAUCUAUACUUUGUUUGGGAGGUCUGGCUGGUGCAAUCAUCUAUGGAAGUCUUACCAACAGACUUGGUGUAAAACGAUGUAUAUCGUGCAUAAUUAUUCCAAACAUGAGCUUUUGGGUGAUUGUGUACUUUGGGACAUCGGUAUAUCACCUAUACAUUGCACGAUUUCUGGCUGGGGCAACGGGAGGUGGUAUCAUGGUAACGUUUCCACUUUUCAUAGCAGAUAUUUCCGAUAACAGAAUUCGUGGUAUUUUGGGAUCGUGUUUGGCUUUCUUUGGAAACUCUGGUAUUCUAGUAAUAUACAUCGUUGGUGAUUUGCUAUCAUAUAGGACAGUUCCCAUCGUGAUGAUGUCAGCACCCAUUUUAUUCGGAAUCAUCAUGUGCUUUAUACCGGAAACCCCACAAACAUUACUCAGAAAACGAAGAGUAGAAGAAGCAGCAAAAUCCCUUAAAUUUUUCAAAGGAAUUACCACUGGUACAAAAGACAUGACCGGGUUUGAACGUGACUUCGAAGCUAUGCAAAAUUUUGUUCUAAACAGCAAAUCUCAAAACAGCAAACUACAGCUCAGCGAUUUCACUUCAUCUCAAGCAAAGAAAGGAAUAUUCAUUGGGAUAUUUUUGAUGUUUCUGAAUCAAUUCGCUGGAAUUUUUGCUAUCCUCACGUACGCAGUUUCAAUCUUUCAAGAGUCCGGUUCCGAUUUAAGUCCCGGAUCAUCAGCUAUCAUCAUUGCGUCGAUCCAGAUUUUCGGCACGAUAGCUUCCUUUAUUUUCAUAGAUUUGACCGGAAGGAGAGUGCUGCUGCUGUUUUCAACAUUUGGCACCGGCGUUGGCCUGAGCUGUCUUGGAACGUUUUCGUGGUUGAAAGAGCAUCAAUUCGAUUUAACAGGAUAUGGCUGGAUUCCUGUCGUGAGUCUGUCGAUUACGGUGUUUCUCUUCUGUGUCGGAUUGUGUAGCAUUCCGUUUUUCAUAUUACCGGAGAUACUUCCAGCAAAGAUUUGCAAUAUUGGAAAUACGAUCAGCAUGAUUUCGAUUACAAUAUUUUCAUUCGUUGUACUCAAGAUUUUACCGAUUAUGCUGGAGGAGAUUAAACUAUACGGUGCAACUGCAGUAUUUACUGCAACAUGUUUUAUUGGUGUUAUAAUUAUUGCUGUAGUCAUUCCAGAGACAAAAGGAAAAAAUCUGAUAGCACCUGAGAAUGUAUGAAUACUCAUUUUUGAGAUGAGGAGUUGUGGCAUA